GCACAGAACCAGCAACAGAAUUACGGCAUUUUUGCUCCCUCUGAUCUGAAUAUCCUCAGAGUUACACCUACAGAAUCCCAUAUGUUUUGUUGGUUGGGACUUGAUAGGACGAGCUCAUUGCCAUUCAUCUCCGGCCAGGAUGUUUGACGUUUCUGCAAAUGUGGCAUAAAUGUGUAUAUAGUUAUAUCCAGUCACGCUGGUGAUGGGGGUCAAAGUAAUAACACUCUAUCUACUCUGUCAGCCUAGUAUAGUAAAGUGGGGCUAUUUAUAUAUGCCAGUACAGAGGUUGCUAGUGUGUUACUCCUUGGUCUUUUAGUAAAGCAGUUAAACGGCAACAUACAUCUGCAAAGAUGGAAGAAGAGAAAGUGGAGCUUAGAGAGAUAAACAGGUCCUCAGAAGACAAGUUCAGAAAGUCAGCUAAACCAGCCAACAGGUUUGAGAGAAUAAUCCAGCCAUGCAUUGCUGAGCUUGUGGGGACUAUGUUUUUUGUCUUCAUUGGUUGUGUAUCAGUGAUUGAAAAUGUUGAGGCAGUGGGUCGUCUGCAGCCAGCGCUGGUGCACGGGUUGGCAGUGGCUGUACUAGUGGCAUGUAUGGCAGAGAUCAGUGGAUCUCAUUUCAACCCACCAUUUACUUUGGCUAUUUUCUUAUGUGGAGGAAUGCAGUUAGCAAUGGUUAUCCCGUAUCUUAUCAGCCAGCUUGUUGGAGGAUUGCUUGGUGCUGCCAUGUCAAAGCUCAUGACAUCAAAGGAAAACUACAUAAAUGCCACUGGUGCAGCUUUUACCAUUCUACAUUCAGAUGAACAAGUACCUGGUGCUAUCUUUGCCGAGAUGGCAAUGACCUGUCUGGUGACUAUGGUGGUGCUGCUGGGGGCAGUAAAUGGGAAAAGCAAGAGUCCCAUGGUACCUUUCCUGGUGGGCUGCACUGUGAUUGUCAACAUCCUGGCAGGAGGUGAUGUAUCUGGCACCUGUUUGAACCCUGCAAGAGCUUUGGGACCUGCACUGGUAGCCGGUCACUGGGAUUAUCACUGGGUAUACUGGGUUGGCCCUAUUGGAGGAGGUUUAAUAGCUGCAGCCCUUGUAAGGCUGCUGCUUGGCGAUGAGAAGAUUCGAGUUAUAAUGAAAUGAUGCCACUAUCACAGGAACCUUUAAAAAACACAAGACUGUUUGUUCAACAUUCACCAGUGCUGAUGUCUUAGAGUGCUGAAGUGGUCAUAUGGCCAGCUGAAUUUAUAUAUUCCCAAGUGUAUUGUAUUAUUAUUAAUAAUAAUAUAACUUUGCAAAGAACAAUACAGAAGAAAUUAAACAGAAGAAAAUGUACAGUGUUGUUUAACUCUUAGUUAACUCUUCCAGUGAUAAUUAUAAGGAUAUUACUGAAGAAAUUCUUAAAAUUUUGCAUGAUGAAUUUUCUACUGAAAUAAAUACAUUUUUAUAACAGCA
Messenger RNA from Ictalurus furcatus (blue catfish), 1436 nucleotides. RefSeq names its product aquaporin 8a, tandem duplicate 2 (gene aqp8a.2). Gene Ontology annotation, cellular component: plasma membrane. The record is from RefSeq and is a predicted model, not a curated record. The transcript has 5 exons. Gene Ontology annotation, biological process: transmembrane transport; water transport. Bases 351 to 1124 code for a protein of 257 amino acids. Gene Ontology annotation, molecular function: water channel activity. Lineage: Eukaryota; Metazoa; Chordata; Actinopteri; Siluriformes; Ictaluridae.